Messenger RNA from Schizosaccharomyces osmophilus, 273 nucleotides. RefSeq names its product DUF866 family protein, C1orf123-like protein (gene ess1). The record is from RefSeq and is a predicted model, not a curated record. The transcript is spliced from 2 exons. NCBI's taxonomy places the organism in Eukaryota, Fungi, Ascomycota, Schizosaccharomycetes, Schizosaccharomycetales, Schizosaccharomycetaceae. Gene Ontology annotation, molecular function: zinc ion binding. Bases 1 to 273 code for a protein of 90 amino acids.
AUGGUCAAGUUUGCGUUGAAUCUUCAGGCUGAACUUGCUGGCAUUUCUAGCCUAAGCCCAAAGGAAGAAGAGGCCUUUUAUUACAUGUUUGAAGUUGAAUGUGGAUCUUGUCAUGACAUUCACAAAAACCCUAUUGGUAUUUGUCGAUCCGAAGCUCAUGACAUUCCUGGAAGCAAGGGAGAAGCCAACUUGAUUUGGACAUGUAAGAAUUGCAAGCCAUUGUCAGUCGCUUUCAGCCUUACACGAAUUCCCAAAGCCAACAACGCCUUCUAG